Fonsecaea nubica is the source of this 1638-nucleotide messenger RNA. RefSeq lists its product as hypothetical. The transcript has a single exon. The record is from RefSeq and is a predicted model, not a curated record. Lineage: Eukaryota; Fungi; Ascomycota; Eurotiomycetes; Chaetothyriales; Herpotrichiellaceae. The coding region runs from base 1 to 1638 and encodes 545 amino acids.
AUGGACUCGCGAGGAGAGUUGGUUUGGGUGGAGGACAAGUAUGGACAAGCGAUGGAUUUUAAAGUCCAACAGUAUCGUGGACAAAACUACUUGACAUUCUGGACAGGGUCGGACACAGGGACUUUCGGAACAGGCUCUUACUUGAUGCUGGACUCGUCGUAUCAAGUAUAUAAGAGGGUGAAACCGACCAUCGGCCUGGGUGGAGACUUGCAUGAGUUCAAAAUUACGCGCAAUGGCACAGCAUUGAUGACGGUUUAUGAGCCGACCUCUGCCAAUCUUUCAGCGUUUGGCAUUGCUGGGCAGGGCUGGAUCUACGACAGCAUUUUCCAGGAGAUAGACAUUGGGACAGGUGAGGUGGUUUUCGAGUGGCGGGCUUCACAGCACUAUGACAUCGAAGACACAUUUCACACCAUCGAGGCCGAAGCACGGCGUCCAGACUCCUCGGGCCACAAAAUCGCGCAUAUCGGUGAAAGCCCUCAUACGGCGUGGGACUUCUUCCACAUCAACAGUGUCGACAAGGAUGAGGAGUCGGGGAAUUACUAUGUCUCCUCACGCUACAUGCACACUGUUACAUGCAUCAACCCCCAUGGUGACAUACUCUGGAUCUUGGGCGGGAAGAAGAACCAAUUUACAGACCUUUCCAUGGGAAGGGCGACCAACUUUUCGUUCCAGCACCAUGCGAGGAUGCAUGAGAACAACAUCCUUACACUCUUCGAUAAUGGAAAAUAUGACAGUCGGUCUAAGAAUGCGGAGUAUAGUCGGGGAUUGGUGAUCUCGUUGGACGUCGAGAAGAUGACAGCCAGCCUUGUGCGAGAAUACGUGCAUCCCGACCACCGGCUCGUGGGGAGCCAGGGGUCGGUCCAACUCCUUCCUGGCUCGGACCAUGCUCUUGUUGGCUGGGGUUAUGUGCCCGCCUUUACGGAAUUUGACGCGCAGGGCCAAGUCUUGUGCGAUGUCCACAUUGCGCCGUCAAUUUUCUGGGGGUUUGGAUGGGUGAAGUCGUACCGCGCCUUUCGAAGUUCGUCUUGGGUUGGGAUGCCCUCAACACCGCCGAGUGUGUACCUCAGACCGCGAGACAAGAGAGUAUAUGUGAGUUGGAACGGUGCGACAGAGGUGGAUAUCUGGGUUCUCCAGGGCCGUGCUGAGGUCGAGACAGAGAUACAAUUGGGUGUGAACGCGACCGAGGACGACACGUUCCAGGACUUGACAUAUAUCAGGAAGGAGAGAUUUGAGACGUCGUUUUCCAUCAAGGCCGAUAUGCCACGGUAUCUCCGCGUCGCGGCAGUGGAUCGACAAGGCCACAUCUUGGGCUACACUGAGGUGGUAGACCGAAGGGUCGGAAAUGCACCCUCGGACGUUGCUUAUCACUUUGUCAUCUCGACUUGUGCCAUUGUUGUCACAUCGUGUCUAGGCUGGUAUUUAUGGAGGCGGUGGCAUAACUCGAGGCGUGGCGGACAGAAAAGGCAGUGGAAUCCACUUGGACGAUUCUGGCACAGGAAAUCCAGCCUCAUCACAAGCGUCGAUCCUGAAAAGGAGGCGGCGCCCUUGCGGACGGGCUGGGAUGAGAAUGAGAAUGUGGACAUGGACGAACCCCAGCAAGGCGACGACAUUGAACACGGCGCAGGGGGGUUAGUAUGA